This is a messenger RNA of Oenanthe melanoleuca, 4872 nucleotides long. It is a transcript of the gene HAUS3, whose product is annotated as HAUS augmin like complex subunit 3. Gene Ontology annotation, cellular component: HAUS complex; mitotic spindle; centrosome. The record is from RefSeq and is a predicted model, not a curated record. Bases 1946 to 3793 code for a protein of 615 amino acids. NCBI's taxonomy places the organism in Eukaryota, Metazoa, Chordata, Aves, Passeriformes, Muscicapidae. The transcript has 4 exons. Gene Ontology annotation, biological process: centrosome cycle; spindle assembly.
GCGGUGGGCGGGGCAGGGCGGGGGCACCGCGCGCGCGGCGGGCGGUUCGAGCUGUGGGCGCUCCCCGAGCCUCCCCUGAGCCUCCCCUGAGUCUCCUUUCACUCCUCCCUCGGCCUUCCCGCCGCCUCCGCCCCUUACCCUCCCCAAGCCUCCUCUCAGCCCUCCCUUAGCGUCCCCUCCGCCUUCCCGCCCCAUUCCCUCAGCCCUCCCCGAGGCUCCCUUCAGCUUUCCCGCCAUUUCCCGCCUCGCUCCCCUCCCCUGGAGCCGCCGCUGCGGCAGAGCAGAGCGCUGGGGUGAGUACGGGGCUGUGCUGCGGGCUCGGGCUCGCUCUGGCGGGACGGGUUCAGCCCCCGCUCCCCUCCGGCCUCUCCUCCCGGCCGGGGUCGCCGUGUGGCCGGAGGCAGCGGCUGCCCCGGGGCGGGGCGUGGCCCUUGAGGGGCCCGUGCGGGUUCGGGCAUGGCGAGUGCUCCCUCAGAACUGCGGAGUUGUUGUUUGUGGUGUUGGGUGGCAGUGGCAGUGACAGUGCCGUGGUGGCCCAUUAUUUCACAGAAUCAGUAAGGUUGGAAGGGACUUUUGGAGACCAUCGAGUCCAACCCCCUGCAGGGUCACCUGGAGCAGGUUACCCAGGAACGCGUCCAGGUUGUUUUGGAAUGUCUCUAGAGACGGAGAUUUCACCUCUCUGGGCAGCCUGUUCCAGUGCCCGCCACCCUCAACGUGAAGUUCUUCCUCAUGCUAAAGUCAAACUUGUGUUUUAGUUUAUGGCCAUUACUCCUUAUCAGUGCGCACCACUUAAAAGAGUGUGCCAGCAUCCGCUUGGCACCCAUGUUUAUAUAUUUUUAGGAAUAUUAAAAUGUCCCUUUUAAGCACGGAGGGCAGAGGACGCUCGGGGCGCUGCCCUGUGACAAGAAACUCUCACAAUAUUCUGUGUCACCUGCAGUCUCUGGGCGAAGUCAGACACAUGGGGAACAUUGGAGGAAUGGCAUUACUUGUUCAGCGCUCCGGAGCGGGGUUCUCUGGUGACGUGUAUGUUUUGGAAACAAAUUAAGUAAUAUCAAACUAGAAAAACAUCCCUUAGUAUUACCAGAGUAUUGUAGACCAGGCCUCCUGACUGUUGAUCCCAUAUCCUUUGCUUCUGUCUGUGCUUUACAAUCCCAAAGCUGAUUGUUUGUCUGCUGGGGAACAGAAAAGCAGCAAACUGCCUUUUCUUGUAAGUUGUGACCAUUUACACAAGAGUAUUUUUACACUGGUCUUAAUUUUAUUUUUUUAUUAUUGAUAAAAUAACCUGCAGUUUUAUGUUGAGGUAUUUAUAUGUUAAAGUAUUUCUUGUUCCGUUUUCAGAGGAAACUUUAAAACAAAGGUUUAGAAGACCAGAUUCUGCUUGCUGUUGAGGUAAAAAACCCUUAUAGUCAAGAUCUUGAAGUGCAGUGUAAUGUCACUGUAGUUUUGUUUUUAGAACAAACUGAAAACCCUGAUCAUUUUGAAAGAUUUGAAAUAAUUGUGGGUGGCUUUUUAAAUGAAUGUGCAGAAAAAUGUGUAAGUAAAAUCAGAUUUGCAGGCCAAUUAAUUCCUUAGUAUUAACACCUGUUGCUUUUAAAUUAAUAAUGCUGUAUAAUAAGCUUAUAUGAAUUAAGGAAAAACAUAAGUGCUUGCAAUGGUCUGGGCUGUAAUUGAUACAAAAAUAUGCCCUGAUUUGAUCAACAAAAUAUAUAAAGAUAUCUGAAGUUAAAAUAGGUUUCUAGUCUUUGAAUAGCCACUUUAAUCCAAAACAGCGUUCAGGGUUUGGGGUUUGGUUUUUUUUUUGUGAUCUGACACUUCCUUUUUCCUAUACAGACUCUUUAUUAAAAUACUGAUUAUUCAUUUUAAAUGGCAAAAAAAUAAAGCUGGAAUAAUACCCCAGAUUUUUUCAUGUGUUUGGAUCUUUUCUGAUGACAAAAAUAUUGCCAUCAUGAGCUGUGGAAAGGAUUUUGUGGAAACUCUUAAAAAAAUUGGAUAUCCAAAGGCUGAUGAGCUUAAUGGAGAAGAUUUUGACUGGAUGUUUGAGUCUUUGGAAGACAAAUCAUUUUUGGAGUGGUUUUGUGGAAACAUAAAUGAGAAGAAUGUGGUAUCUGAAGAAGAACUGCAGGAUUUUCAUAAUCUUCUCCGAGAUAAGCCUGUUUUGGAAGGAAAUGCACUGGAUGAAGUCCUUAAAACCUUGGAGCCCAUGGGUUCAACGAACAGUAGCCAGGAGGAGGACAGGGAAGAAGAGGAAGUGAAGAAAUUAGAGGAUGAGCUUCAGACUCUUCAGAAGUUAAAAAACCUUCAGAUUCAUCGGCUUAAUAAGCUUCAACUGAUGGUUACUACAAACAGCCAUGUGUUACAAACAUUCCAAAGCAGAGAAGAAGAAGCAUGUAGGAAUUGGAAAGAAGGACUGGAAAUGUUUACUGCAGCAAAUAAGAAGCUUGACAAUGAGCUGCAGUCUCUUAUAGCUGCAGUGAAAAAAUUUGCCUCUUUCUUCACUGCUUCAGAUUCAGAGCAAGGGUCGGAUACACAUCCAGUGUUUUUUUCCAAACUUUCUUUGGACAAAUAUUUGUCUGUGGAAGAAGAAAGCACUACAGCACUUGCAUCACACAUAAAGUAUUUUUAUAAAGGUGCAUCUGGAAGCGCUGAAAAUUCAGAUGAAUGCACCUUUCAACUUGAAGAUUUCAUCAAGCAAGUCCCUUUUGAUGAGGCUGAUGAAGUCUGUGAAGAGUGGAAAGAGAUAGCCAGGCUCCAGGCAGCAUAUAUUUGUGGUCAGAACCAGAGAAUUCAGCUGCAAGCUCAAGUGGAGGGCAUGAAUUCAGUUCUCAAGUGUGCAGAGAGCCUGCUGCAGUCCUCGGACAAGGAUAUUGGACAACAGGAAAAUGUUGAUGCUCAAAUAUCUAGUUUAAGUGCUGAAAUUUCAGCAGUUAAACAAGAUAUAGCUCAGAUAAAUAAUGAAGAGCUGUUUCCCCUUCUUAAGAAGAAUGCACAACUUCUGACUACACCAGUGGUGAAAGAAUACUUGGAUCACCAAAUUGCUCGGCAGGACUCUUAUGCUGCAAUUCAAGAUAAAGUAGGCAGGCAUUUGAUAAGACAGAAAACAUCAUUUGAACUUAUUCAGCUGGGCUGUGAAAUGGAGAUGAAGAAACACCAGGAGAUCAGCUGCCAGAUUGAGAAUUUGGUAGAAUCUCUGAAACAAAGCACGGAUGAGUUGCAGCAGAGACUACAGGUGAUAGCUGAACGAACUGAACAGGCAAAGCCAAGGAGCACUAUUAGUUCAGAGGAUGGUUUAUCUUGCAGGCUGUAUCAGCUCCUGGAAGGAGGAAGUAAAAAACAACAAUUGUUUAAAACGUACAAAAGUCUGGAACAGAUGGCUCAGAAGUUAAAGCAGGACUGUGCUGCAGUACAAGAUCAGCUGGCAGCAUCUGCUCAAGAGCAGUCUCUCCUUUUGGCCAACCUAGAAAGGGAUAUGGAUGCCCUUCAUGGUGCUCUCUACUGUGGCACAAAUCAGAUACAGCUCCGGAGUCCGGAACUUACUGAGCAGUUUCACCAACUGGAAGUGGAUUUAGAUGAACUAAAUAAUCUCCUUAAGGAUCUGGUUGCUGAUCUGAAGUUGAAGAGAAGCUCUUUAGAGUCCAAUAGACUGCUUCAGAUGGAAAGAGACUUGUAUGUGUAUUUUUUCAAAGAUGAAGAGCACUUGAAAGAGAUGGUGGAGAAGCUUGAGCAGCAGUCUCAGGCUAAAGCCAGUGGUCUGGAAGACAAGAAUUUCACAACCAGUGGAGUUAUUAAUGUCUAAACUGCAGUAAUGUACUCUUAAGAAAGGAAAAUGUUAAUGUAAACUGUCUGUGAGUUUAUGGAAUAAUAAGCAUUAGGUUGUCAAGGCUGACACUUACCUGUCACUGCAGUGAAUCUUAAGUGCCACUGUUACCAGCUGAGAUUGUGCUGCUUUAUGGCUUCUGCCCACUGAAUUCAAUCUCAGUUUUGUCAGAACUCUUGGAUAUGAAGUAACUGUCAGUUAUUUCAAGAAGUACUUUCAGACUGCUCUUCUGCUGGCCUGUGUGUUCAUUUCUGCUGCACACAGCAUUCCAUCAAUAGGAAUGUGUCAUACCCUCGAGUUAAAUAUUUUUGCAUGCUAAGAACUUUUGACUGAACUUCAAAAUAAAUGUGGAGAAGACAUUCCCGAUUUUGAAGCAAGAAUGUAAUGUAUUCAUAGUGAAGAGAAGAGCUCUCAAAGGCAGCAGAUAUUCUAUGAUUGUUUCCCUUACAGUUGUUCUUGGAAGACUUGGUUUUGUUAGAAAUGUGUUGGAGUAGCAGAAUUUAACUACCAAGACCAUCUUUUUUAAGACCAUUCCAGUAUCUUAGUUAACUUAUGGCCUAUCUUCUCCAUUGAAACCAGUCCAUACUUACACUGGGCUUGUCAAUGAACAAGAAUUUUAAAUUUAUCUUUUGUACUUCUGAGUUUGCCUUAUAAUUUAUAAUGAUAGGCAUUUCAAUUCAGAGUGCUGAUGUUUUCAUACUUGUGCUUUCAUGUGCAUUGUUAGCCUGUUUAUCAAAUUUUUAUAUAGCCUCCUAAUAUACCAAUGGAACUAAAUGGGCUUUUAUGGUAUGAUAACUUCCAGUCUUUUAUAUUUCAAUGGGAUCAGCUGUGCUUGUUUUCAAGCACUGUACAUAUUGAUGAAGGUUAGUAUAUUAGUUUAAAUUCAGUAACAGUAGUCUUAAAACUAUUUUGAUGGCAGGCUUUUAACUUCUAUGUCAUUAUAACUUAUUUUAAAAUGUGCAAUUUUUUUAGCUUACUGGCUGGGUGUCUUUAUGUCUGGAUUUCAUGCUGUUUAACUCUAUACUUUGUGUUUAUUAUUAAAUGCCAAACUCCAUCUA